Nematolebias whitei (Rio pearlfish) is the source of this 816-nucleotide messenger RNA. RefSeq names its product ventrally expressed dharma/bozozok antagonist (gene ved). Lineage: Eukaryota; Metazoa; Chordata; Actinopteri; Cyprinodontiformes; Rivulidae. The transcript is spliced from 3 exons. Gene Ontology annotation, molecular function: sequence-specific double-stranded DNA binding. Bases 1 to 816 code for a protein of 271 amino acids. The record is from RefSeq and is a predicted model, not a curated record. Gene Ontology annotation, biological process: endocrine pancreas development; central nervous system development; spinal cord motor neuron cell fate specification. Gene Ontology annotation, cellular component: nucleus.
AUGAGAGGACAUUUCUCCAUCGAGUGGAUGGCUCAGAGCAGCCAGUCAGCCGGGCCUGCGGCCCCCGGGCCCGCGGCCCCCGGGCCCGCAGCCUGGGGGACACAUUCAGAGACUCUGCCUGGUUUUUACUGCAGACAAAAGUCUGGAAGUUUCCCUGAACUGGAGCAGCGAGACAAGCAUCAAGGCCUGGACCCGUCCCACCAGAACAGUCCGUCCCGAACGUCCUCCAGCGUUCAAGUGACGGAGAGCGGCUUCAGCAGCGGGACAGAGGAGGAGACCUCUGGCUACGAGAGCGAAGGGGGUCAGGUCCUGUCACCCUCCACCCACUCCAACUGCACCCCCACGUCGCCACCAUCACCACCAGUGGGCAGGAGGCAGCGGACGGCGUUCACAGCCGAGCAGAUGAACAGCCUGGAGAGGAUGUUCAAGAAAAACGUGUACCUGGGAACCCAGGACAAGAUGGAGCUCUGCAAGAAGCUCAACCUGUCCGACAAACAGAUCAGAAACUGGUUCCAGAACAGGAGGAUGAAGAUGAAGAGGAUGGUGCAGGACGCUCUGGCUCACGCCUGCCAGGCCAACAUGGCCUCUUGCUUCCUGCAUUACCCUGAGCUGCAGGUCUACCGUCCGGGGCCCUACCCUCGCUAUCACGCUGCAUCAGCUGAGGCCCCCACCUCCUACAUUCAUCCUCACAGCCUUCAGUACACUUCUCCUCUGCCCAGCACCUCCACUUUGUCCCUGGACUCCUACCAGUACAGCAGUAUCCCAGGAGCCAUGCCUCAUGUCAGAGGAGCCUACCCCCACCCUCAGUAUUACUGA